Messenger RNA from Calypte anna (Anna's hummingbird), 1668 nucleotides. It is a transcript of the gene RAD18, whose product is annotated as RAD18 E3 ubiquitin protein ligase. NCBI's taxonomy places the organism in Eukaryota, Metazoa, Chordata, Aves, Apodiformes, Trochilidae. Gene Ontology annotation, molecular function: single-stranded DNA binding; ubiquitin protein ligase activity. The record is from RefSeq and is a predicted model, not a curated record. The coding region runs from base 39 to 1553 and encodes 504 amino acids. Gene Ontology annotation, cellular component: nucleus; Rad6-Rad18 complex. The transcript is spliced from 13 exons. Gene Ontology annotation, biological process: DNA damage tolerance; protein monoubiquitination.
GGGACCAGGGGGUCCGGCGGGGUUCGGGCCGGACUGCCAUGGCCUUGGCACUGCCGCUGCCCGAGCCGCCCUGGCCGGCGAGCCUGGCCCCGCUGAAGGCGGUGGAUGAGCUGCUGCGGUGCGGGAUUUGCUUUGAUUACUUCAGCAUCGCCAUGAUCAUCCCGCAGUGCUCCCACAACUAUUGUUCCCUUUGCAUACGCAAGUUUUUGUCCUACAAAACUCAGUGUCCAACAUGCUGUGUGGCAGCCUCAGAAUCUGACCUGAAAAACAACCGGGCAUUAGAUGAACUGGUAAAGAGCUUUAAUUCUGCAAGACAACAGCUGUUCCAGUUGGUCAUGGAUACUCCAAUGAUUUCAUCUCCAUUGGCCUGCAGCAGGCAUUCAGCUGGCAAAACCCAUGUCAGGAGUCCUGUUUCUGGGCCAGUUUUGAAAGAAGAGGUGCCAGCGAUUGACAGUUUCUUGAGAAAGGAGGAGGUUUGCACCUCAACAAAGGCAGAUGGUCUGGCAGGAACAGACCAGAAGAUGAUCAAAUCUGAGGAACAUGAUAACCUUGAUGAAAAAUUUGCAGAGGCUGAUGGUAAAGGCAAUGAAGUGGGAUCACAAGAGAGUCCUGAGUGCACGAGAAGUCAUGAAAAGCCUUCUACAUCUGUGGUAAAAGUAGUCAAGAGAGUGGAGUGUCCUGUUUGUGAGGUUGCUAUUCCAGAGCACUAUAUAAACAAACAUCUGGAUAGCUGCUUGACAAGAGAGGAGAAGAAGGACAGCCUCAGAAACUCUGCUCACAAAAGGAAGCCUAUGUCCAAAGUUGUUUACAACUUGCUCUCUGAUCGUGAUCUGAAGAAGAAGCUGAAGGAGCAUGGACUGUGCACCCAGGGCACCAGGCACCAGCUCAUCAGGAGGCACCAGGAGUUUGUGCUGAUGUACAAUGCUCAGUGUGACUCUCUAACUCCCAAAUCAGUUACAGAGGUUGUGAAAGAGCUGGAAAAGAAUGAGAAGAUUCGGAUUCAGCUUGAAUGUAAUAAAACCAGUGAAAAGAGUCUGACCUUCACAAAAGACCAGACAGAGGAAGAGAUAGAUGAGAUCCACACUGAUUACCGAAACAAACACAGAAAUGAAUUUCACUUUUUGGUGGAUCAGGUCAAGAGUCGGUGGAAGAAAAGUGGGAAGAGGAAAACAGAAAGUGCUCAAAACAAAGGAGAAGUUGCUGCCAAAGAAUUAGCAGUGGCCACAGAACAUACAGCAGAAGAGCAUCACACAGCUCUGGUCCCUGGAAAGACCCAGGUACUGAAAGCAGAACCUCCUGAUGGCAGAAGCAGUGAAUCUCAUUCCUUGGAGGAAGGCCCCAGAUCAGACUCUCCUGCAUUCUCACUGUCACCUGGAUCAACAAGCAGCUCCAGUUCAGACAUUUUGAGAGAUCUGCAAGGGGCUGAGGCAUGUUCAGCAUCCUCUGACAACAUCAGUCUUCUGGGUCUGAGAAUUAACAAAAGAAAAUCACGUCGGCUCCAAAUUCCAGAAAAGGAUCAACUGCUUCCCAAGAGCAAGAGGAAGAAGAGUUAGUGCUGCAGUGGUGGAAGGCUCCAGCCCUGCAGAAGGAUUGUCCCUGAGAAAUGCUUCUUGGCUUGUCCCAGUUUGCAGUGUAUCUGGGUACUGAAUAAAAUGCUGAAUUUUCACA